This is a messenger RNA of Fopius arisanus, 1056 nucleotides long. Its product is annotated as serpin I2. Gene Ontology annotation, molecular function: serine-type endopeptidase inhibitor activity. The record is from RefSeq and is a predicted model, not a curated record. NCBI's taxonomy places the organism in Eukaryota, Metazoa, Arthropoda, Insecta, Hymenoptera, Braconidae.
GUUAAAAAAAUAAGAGACUCCGAGGGGCUGAGAGAUAAAUAAUAUUGUGAUAUGGAAGCCCCGAGGGCUGGAGUGUGUGACGUCGAGCUCGACGAAUUCCAUUAAUACAAAAUCCAUUAAGGGAAUACAAAAAUAGUUUCAUUGAUAAAAAUUAUAAUGAUAAUCUUGGGGAAUUACUGAAUUAUUUAUAGGGCGAUGUAUUUGCAGUCACAUACGAAUAGAUCCUUACAGAUUUCUCAACGGUCUCCGUCAUCAAUUAAUCAACGAUUGACAUCCUCCCCGUGGGCGUGACAAUCUCAUGUCUUCAAGUCUGAUAGCCUAUUUCCAUAUGUCGAAUCUAUUCCAUCUGGCCCGAAACAGGCGUAUAAAAAGGUGGCAAGCGGUAUUGAAUUUUAUUCAGAUUGAAGCAUAGGAGUAAAGCACCACCAUGAAAGCGGUUUUUCUCGCACUCGCCUUUUUGGCAUUGCAUGGCACGAGGACAGCGGGACAGAUAAGGAACCUAGACGAUGCGAUCAACCAAUUUUCAGUACAUUUGUUCCAGGCAGCGUUGAACGAUGAACCAAGAAAUUUGGUAAUUUCUCCAUUAGGUGUUUAUAUGGGGUUGGCCGGGGUACUUUAUGGUGCUACAAAUGUGACAAAACGUGAACUAGAGGACUUUCUACACCUAUCAGAGGAAGACCUAUCUGAACAUGUAUUGGAUUUUGGAAGUAUUGUUACUACUCUCGACCUACAUAGUAACGUGUUCCUGUUCCUCAACAAAAACAGAGUUUUCGUAAAGCCUAGCGUAUCACCAACCCUCAGGUAUGAAAACAUUCUUGAUUCUGCAUUCCAUUCUUCAGUGGAACGCGUCGAUUUCACCGAUACGAUAGCCACUGCAGAGUUAAUAAAUGACUGGAGUAACCAAAGUACUUCUACAUUUAUUGAUAAGAUUGUGAAUCCAGGAUUCUGAUUCUGAACACUGUUAUAAUUAUACUGUUGUAUUUUCAUGGACAGUUGAUCAGUAAUUUUUAAACGAGUGUAAUAAAAAUUGGUUUUGAAAGAAUAAAGAUAUUAAAU